This is a messenger RNA of Leptopilina heterotoma, 2965 nucleotides long. Its product is annotated as cilia- and flagella-associated protein 52-like. Gene Ontology annotation, biological process: cilium assembly. The record is from RefSeq and is a predicted model, not a curated record. Bases 200 to 2506 code for a protein of 768 amino acids. Gene Ontology annotation, molecular function: protein binding. NCBI's taxonomy places the organism in Eukaryota, Metazoa, Arthropoda, Insecta, Hymenoptera, Figitidae. The transcript is spliced from 11 exons.
UAGAUUUUGGAAACAAAUAUAUUACAACAAUACUGCGCAUGCAAGCGGAUGUUCGUUGUCAUGGAAAUGUAUCCCCUCUGCUUUGUUUUAAAAAGACGCUAAAACCAAAAACUAACGUCAGAUUGUUAUUUCAUUAUCAAUAAUAUUUUCUAUUUAGUAAAAAUAAGCACAAAUAAGCAUUUUUACAUUCCUUUCUGAAAUGAACGGGAAUAUGAAUCAAAAAAAUUCGAAUCUUCUCAAUUUAGAUCUCAUCGGCAUAAUUUCUUUCGAUGGAAUUACGAAAAACAGCUUGCACGUUCACCCAAACCAGGAAUAUCUUUUAUUUCCAAUGGGUAAUAAAGUCACUGUUAAAAACAUAACUUCAGGCGAACAAUUUUUUUUAUCUGGACAUACAAAUGUAAUAUCAGCUUUGUGUGUCUCUCCCUGUGGAAAAUUUAUUGCUUCUGGUCAAAUAAAUCAUUUAGGAUUCAAAGCAAUGGUUAUUGUAUGGGACUAUGAGAAAAAAGUGAUGAAAAGUAGUUACGAGAUUCAUAAAGUAAGAGUCGAGGAUCUAUGCUUCUCAUCUGAAAGUAAUUAUUUGAUCAGUCUCGGAGGGCGAGACGAUGGAAACAUUGUCAUUUGGAAUGUUCGUGAAAAUGAAGCUAUUUGUGGAUCAUAUGCAAGUACUGAAAUAGCUGGAAGUGCUUGGACUGUAAAACGAACAAAUAUGCGUGACCAAUGUUUUGUGAGUGCUGGUGAAAAUACCAUCAAAGUGUGGAGAAUUAAUCCAGAAACUCGCAAACUCAAUGGAAUAUGCGUUAGAGUGGGUAAAAUAAAACGCACUAUAAAUUGUGUUGUAAUUGAUAAUAGGGAUGAAAUUGCUUAUUGUGGAACUUCCUCGGGCGAUAUCAUCAAGACAAGAUUGAAUUAUUAUCACAAUAUGGAAUACAUGGAACCGGUGCAGACACCUAUAAUGAUUGGUUGUUAUUCAAAAAUUCCAAAAGAUUUAAAAAAAUUGAAAGCUGGAAUAGGAGAUCUUUAUCCUGGUGGAGUGACAGCACUUUUACUUUUGGAUGAGGAGAAAAUAUUAGUUGGCUCUGGAGGAGGAAAUGUUGAAACUAUUAAAAUUCUAAAUACUCCUUUGAAUUUUAAAAAGAGCGUUAAACUACCCAGUAUACCUCAGAUUCAAAUUCUUCAAGCUGAAAAUGUUGGUAAUGCGGUAUCUUCAAUGGUUUUAUAUAAAAAUGAUUAUGUACUCAUUGGAACUACUUUAUGUGAGAUUUAUCAGAUAAAAUUGAAAGAUUUUGACAUGCGUCUUCUAGUCACUUGCCAUACAAAUACAAUAUACAGUAUUGCCUUUCCUUCCAACUACUCUGAAAUUUUUGCGACGAGUAGCAAAGAUGACAUCAGAUUGUGGAGAGUUGAAACACAAAAGGAAUUGCUGAGAAUAACAAUUUCAAAUUUCGUCUGCUCCAAUCUUUGUUUUAGCUACGAUGGAAAAAUGAUAAUAUCUGCGUGGAAUGAUGGAGUUAUAAGAGCUUUUGCUCCACAGUCAGGUAGAUUAUUGUUUGCGAUUCACAAUGCUCACCUCAAAUCCGUAUCAGCUGUUGUUAUUACCAAAAACGGAAAGAAGAUUGUCAGUGCUGGAUGUGAUGGACAAAUAAGAAUUUGGGAUGUAAAACCUGAUGUUCAAAGACUUGUUUGUAUUCUGAAAGAGCACAGAGGACCAGUGACGUCUUUGCACAUUUCCAAAAAUGAUGAUCAAGUCAUCAGUUCAAGUGUGGAUGGAACGUGCAUUAUAUGGGACAUUGUGCAGUGUACGAGAAAGAAAGUCUUAAUGGGAAAUACAAUGUACAUGGCAGCAUGUUUCACUCCAAAUAGUGUUCAAGUUUUAACUUGUGGAACUGACCGUUUAAUAGGCUAUUGGGAAACUCUAACUGCUUCCCUCAUUCGAGAAGUUGAAGGCUCGGGGGUAGGGGCCCUGAACUGCGUGGACAUUAGUGCUGAUUGUCGACAUUUUGUCACUGGCUCAAAUGACAGCAUUGUCAAGUUGUGGCACUACCAAAAUGCUGAAAUUACACACAUUGGUCUUGGUCAUGCUGCUAUCAUUACUGGAAUUAAAUUUAGUCCCGAUGGCAAGUACAUUGUAUCCGUGAGCGCCGAUGGAGCAAUUAUAAUUUGGAAAUGCCCUUCUCAAUUGCAUGCAGACGAACAAGUCGCCGAAAGCACGAGAUCUAGAUCGACCUGCAGCAUUCGAGAAGAAGAGUUCAAUAAACUGCGUUUGAAAGAAUUGAAAGACGACGAAGAAAGUGUUUCACAAUUCACGACACGCCCGGAAUCUGCUCAAAGCAUUAAAGCUGUUUAUAACGGUGACAAUAGCGUUCUUCAAAAGGAAUGCAACCACACGGACUUGCUUUCAACAGCUUGCGAUUGUAAACAAGCGAGUAACACCAAAAAACCCUUGAGCGUCUCUUCACGUUCUUAUACAAAUUCACCAUUGUCCAAGGAAAGUGUUAAUGAGUUUUAAAACCAUUAAUUUUGCAAAUCCAUUCAAUUCCAACAAAUUGGAGUUUGAAAAAAUUCAGUGGCUUUUUUAUAAAUGUGAAAUAAAUUCUUUAUACGCAUCCAAAGCGCUUAUAAUUUAAAAAAUAUCUAUUUAUAUUCAUCUAAUUCCAAAGAAAUUAGUCUAAACUCUUGUAUUCAUUUUUUAAUACAAUUACGUAUAUUUUUUAUUUUCAAUAUUAAAAUAAAUGUAAGCACAAAAAUGUAUCAAUUAAUUAAAUACUUGAGUGAAAAUUCCUCACUUAAAUAUUCUAAUCGCAAUUCUGUUUAUUUAAUUUAAUAGGCUAAUUAAAAACCUAUUUAGUAGGCUAAUUAAAUGUAGAUAUGUAAUUUUGUAAAUUAAAAUUACCGACUUACUAGUUUGUAAUAUAAACUUGACAAUUACUUUUGGAAUGACUGAAUUAAAAUUGUUUAACAAAAAAAA